Cyphomyrmex costatus is the source of this 1875-nucleotide messenger RNA. RefSeq names its product vasopressin V1b receptor. Bases 189 to 1307 code for a protein of 372 amino acids. The transcript is spliced from 6 exons. Lineage: Eukaryota; Metazoa; Arthropoda; Insecta; Hymenoptera; Formicidae. Gene Ontology annotation, molecular function: peptide binding; vasopressin receptor activity. The record is from RefSeq and is a predicted model, not a curated record. Gene Ontology annotation, cellular component: plasma membrane. Gene Ontology annotation, biological process: cellular response to hormone stimulus; G protein-coupled receptor signaling pathway.
UACCGGAAAUCGGUAUGAAUAUUCAAUCGCCGCGCGAGUUUCGCAUCGCACGCUCGUAAUAGGCCCGAAGUCCUCUUUUCUUUUCCUCUUUCUCUCUUCUUUUUUUUUUCCUUCGCCUGGGCGAGGAUCGUCUGAAUGACAGAGCGGCUGAUCGAGAAGACCGCGUGCGAAAGGAGUGUCCCCGAAAUAUGUCGCAUGAUCUGAACUUCUCGUCGUCCUCGGAGCGGCCGUCGAGCGACGAUGCGAGAGACGAGUAUCUCGCCAGGUGGGAAAUCGCGGUGCUGACCAGCAUAUUCCUCAUCACGAUCAUCGGUAACAUCCUGAUUCUGCUAGCCCUUUACGUCCGACGAUGUUAUCAGAAACGGAAGUUCACCAGAAUGUACUUCUUCAUCAUGCAUCUGAGCGUGGCCGAUCUGUUGACGGGCCUGCUCGACGUUCUGCCGCAGCUCGCCUGGGAUAUAACGUUCAGAUUUCAGGGUGGUGCAGUGCUAUGCAAACUGAUCAAGUUCGGACAGCCAUUCGGCCUAUAUCUCAGUUCCUAUAUCCUGACAGUGACCGCAAUCGACAGGUAUCAUGCCAUUUGCUAUCCCUUCAGUUACUGUAGUAUCACAUCUCGAAGAUCGAAAAUGAUGGUGUACGGGGCGUGGACGCUCGCCGCUAUGCUGUGCGUACCGCAGAUUUUUAUAUUCUCGUACAUGGAAAUAUCGCCCGGCGUUUGGGAGUGUUGGGCCACAUUCUACCUAAAAUAUGGCGAAAGAGCCUACAUUACUUGGUACAGUGUUAUGCAGUUCCUAUUACCCUUCAUAGUUCUCGUAUAUACCUACAUGAGAAUAUGCAUAUCAAUAUGGAAAAGUAGUAAACUAUCGGGACUCAUUGAUCAUAAAAAGAGUAACACAGUUAGUUACUGUCAACGAAAUCGAGAUCCUCUUAUUUCCAAAGCAAUGAUCAACACUGUAAAACAAAUGAUCAUCGUGGUUACUUUAUACAUUGCCACCAAUACUCCGUUUAUCGGAUGCGAGUUAUGGGCAACAUGGGAUCCUAAAGCUUCCACCUCGCCAUUUUUCACUGGGGCUGCUUUCACUAUUCUAAGUCUCCUAAAUAGUCUCACGAGUUGCAUUAAUCCUUGGAUUUACUUUGCAUUUAACAAGGAAUUACGUGCGGCGUUGACAUACUUUUUUUGCAGAAAGAAAGAUUAUUCGUUGACUUACGAUAUAGAUGCACGUCAGAAUGCGUCAGAUGUGCCCUCUUCAACAUCGUCGUUUAUUUCUAGAAUCUCGCGACUUGCGAGUUCAAAGAUAUUCGGGUAAAGUGGAAAUAAAACAAAGUUUGCAUUUUGAGGAGGACUGUUUUGAAUAUAAAGAAUACCGAGAAAAUAUAGUUGAUGCAUAUAUACAUUUCGCAGGCGUGUAAUGUGUUUGGUGCAACAAUGUCGGGACGUGCAACUUCUUUCCGCGAGAACUACUCAUUUAAUAGAAAUUAUUUAUUAAGAACCUGUUAAAAAUACCUGUGAAAGACACUCUUUUAUAGUAAUAUUUUUUAAAAUACAGCCAGCAAUAUAGUUUAAAUAUCCACUGUCACGCGCGAAUUUCGAUCACUUGAAAAUGUAGAGAUAACAUUCGACUUCGAAUAUCUCUUUUACGACUGACGAAAGCACGGCGCAAUUUCAAAUUUCUUUUCCCCUCGUAUUUUAUAAUUCUUGUCGCAUCUCCGCCCACGGUGCGUCAUCCUUUACGAUCUGUUAUACUUGCACAGUUCCACCUCAUUAGUAUUUCCAUCGGCCGGGCGUCUAUUAUGUUCCGAUGUUUGUACUCCCAUUUUUAUCCCGAUCAUCCCAGAGACUCUCAUACGUAUGCUAAUAUUAUACACCAGGUAUGG